AUGAAGCGAGACGUAGACGCAGCGAGGCAAGCGGUUGGAAGGACGGUGUACGGACGCAAGAUGCGCGGAACAGAGACAGUGCUUGACCAGCUUGGUAGCAGAAGCGUUCGCUGGGUGUACGGACGGGCGUGGAUGAACAACCGGCAGAUUGAUGUACAGCAGAAGAUGAACGACGACGACGACGAUGAUGAUGAUAAUGAUGAUGAUAACAGCGACGACAAGAACGACAAGAUCAGAGAGGGAGAGAGGGUUGGAAAUCGUGAAAUGGCUUGGCACGAAAAAGGAGCGAGGCACGCCAAGCUUAACUUGGCUUGA
Messenger RNA from Mycosarcoma maydis (corn smut), 315 nucleotides. RefSeq lists its product as uncharacterized. Lineage: Eukaryota; Fungi; Basidiomycota; Ustilaginomycetes; Ustilaginales. Bases 1 to 315 code for a protein of 104 amino acids. The record is from RefSeq and is a predicted model, not a curated record. The transcript has a single exon.